Molecule: messenger RNA, 3196 nt
Organism: Homarus americanus (American lobster)
Lineage: Eukaryota; Metazoa; Arthropoda; Malacostraca; Decapoda; Nephropidae
Exons: 6
Coding region: 253-1710 (485 amino acids)
Source: RefSeq, a predicted model, not a curated record
GAUAAAAGGACCAGUUAGUGAGCGGCCAGGCGAGGUAGCGUAAGCACUCAUCGCGCGUCUCUUCCUCACUGUUGCUCAUAGUUGGAGUCCUCAGCCUAGCCUUGCACCACAGACUCUGUGGCUUGGACUGUUCAUUUAUUAUCCAAAACCACCAAAAAUCAUUCACAAUAUCAGCUUCAGAGAAGUGGUCCUACUGUACACAGGGCCAACCGUGGUGUAAACCUACAAAGAUCGAGUGCCUCAAGAAGCAACAUGAGCAGCAGCGUCACAGUGUUGCUGACGGUCGCCUUUGCCAGCUUUAUCAGCGCCUUGGAUUUUCAGGAUGGUUGUACGGUUCACCGUGGUAUGGAACAGACCGUCCUGGGGUCAUCCCUGAACCUGAUGUUGGCUGAGCCCUUGGACAAGAAUCUAUGGGUGACAGUGACAAGAAAUGGGAAAAAUUUUACGCUGGGGUUGCCAAAGGAGAAAGCCUUCAGUGGACAGGAAAAAUGGACGCAGGCGAAGCUACAGGUGUUCCCCAAGCUCGAGCUGUUUUUGGCGGGGCAACUAGUGGCGAGUGGGCCAGACAUACCCCACCCCCGCCAACCUCUCUACCUUGUCAUGGCAAACGUACAAUUUAUGACCGACUGUCCACAAGGUCAAUCCAUAUGGAACCUAACAGUCAACGACGAUCCGGUCGAGUUCCGGCUAGAAAAAGAUGAGAAUUUCACAAUCCUGGCGACGGAAGCGGCGCCCUUGCUGCUGAACAUCAACCAGAAUGAUAUGAGCCUGUGUAUGAACGAAGAGGGUACACCUCUUCUCAAGAUGUCCACAGACGGGUGUGGUGAUCUCGGUCUGCUGCCUGGCGUUCAUCUUCACCUGAACUUAAAGCUCACUACCAAUGACCAAUAUAAGAUCAUCGGUAAUGGCUUCACACUAAAGAGCCCGGUAAGGAUAAACUAUGGCUCCAACAUCAGGAUGGAGGUGAAGGAAAACAUGACGGGCAGUAUAUACGUGGCCCACCCCUUGCCCACCGACCCCAAACACACAUCAACGCCAGUGUCGUUGAUAGUGGUGGUGUUAUCUGCUGUUUUGUCGGUGGUGGGAGUGCUGCUAGUGCUGAGCAUCGUCGUCAUUGUGUUGCUGGUGCGCUUUAUGGUGUCUAGCUCGGCGCCGACAUGGCUGCAAAAUCAGAUGUUCCCUGCGAAAAACGGUCUACCGGAAAGGCAAGAGGGUAAUGGCCCUCGGAUUCUGCAGUCGUCCACAAAAAGUAAUGGUCCUCAGGAACAGCAAGGUGGUGAUCCUUGGGCCCUGCACAGGGAGAAGCACCAGUCUAUAAUACCGCCUCAGCCGCCACGUCGCCAAAACUUCACCUCACCCCCAGCACAUGCCGACGAACUUGAUUACGUGACUGCCAAGGAAGUGAAACCCGUGGAGGUGGAAAUCCUGAAGCAUGAAAAAUUUUUCCAAGGCAACAUAUCCCAUAAUCCAGAGUCUUCUUUGCAUUCUUCAGCUUCCCGUCAAUGUUCUAGUGAUGCUUCUCAUUCCCUGGCCUCCCGAAAGCAAUCUUCAAACACUACUGACACCACCUACCCCAACGAGGAAGAUUAUGUCAAUAUACGACUAGCACCCAUGGGGCAAAGAUUAGCAGAGUCCUGCACCUAUGAUACUGUUGAGAACAUCGCCACAAGCGAUUAUAACUACUGUGACAUGAACGCCUUUCAUAGAUAAAAGCCCCAUCCUGAGAAAUUCCAUACGGUUAGGACAUCUAGCAGAGGACGUAGUGUCAGCUAGGAGCAUUCUGUUGAGCUGCCUGGAAUAAUACAUUGAGCUAUGAGCUUAACGUGCAGCGAAAUGCUCAUCCUAGGGUUGUGGUUUUAAAUUUAUUUGUUUUGCUUUCGUUGAAAUAUGUUUCUAAUAUAGAUUAAAUGUUAGGCAUCAUCUUCAUAUCAGUAGUCGUCAACAGAAGUAUACCCUUUACCUGAAUAUGUAGGCAUGUUGUAUAUUUACGGAUUGCUAUGCUCAAAUUGUCAUUGUAUUUUGUCUUCACCAAUUUUCUGUUUUGACCAACGUAUACUGUCUAUGUUUCAUUAAGCUGUAUGAUCUGUUAAAAGAUAACAUUAUGGAUAUGAUUCCUCGGGACAAAUGGAAACAGACCCAGAGAGAUAACUUUAUUCCUAACAUUUCGUCACGAAGGACUUUAACAAAGUUAUCUGGUCUGUGUUUCCUUAAUACGCCCAAGUGUCUGCUUUUUUAAAAUAGGUUAAAGUAUACCGUGUGUGAAAUGGCACAAUUAACGUUAAGAUAGUGGGCAUUGUGAAAAAUGAAGUGCUUCCCUGUUUGAAGUACUGUCAUCCUAUCUGGUCUCCGAGAUAUGCUAGAGACUGUCAAUAGACUGAGGACGUCCAAAAGAGGGCCCUCAAACUGGUGCCUACACUCCGGCACCUCAGGUACCCAGAGAGACUCGAGUGCCCGCAGUUGCAUAGCUUGCUUUAUACCAUAGAUGGGCAAGGGGUAAUUUAAUAGAAAUUCAUAAGCACCUCGAGUGCUCACACCUUCAACAAGAGGAUGCCCGCCCUACUAGAUUAAAGAAUCCACAAGUUCAGAAAAUUGCCAGGGCAAUCAUUUUUGGGGAGUGGGAGUUGUGAACUCUUGCAAUAGUCUGUCAGUGUGUUGUGAUGGCACCAAGUGUGAGUUCAUUUCAGGUUCAAACACAUUCUGGAACAAGUACUUGCCAACAGUGCGUAACAGAGCCGUGGCUGACCGCCCAAGCGGUUAACAGGUGGCGAAGAGGAUAAAGUGAAGUUAAGGCUAAGCACACUGCUGUCCAGCUUUUCAGGGCGACCAGAGUGGAAAGUUCUCGGUGUAUUUUUCUCUGUUGCUUUCUCAUGUCUCUGGAUGCAGGCGUGCCGACCAUUUCCUCCUCCAGGGCUGGCCGUGGAUAGUGUAACAGCGAGUCUGCGACCAAUGAAAAUUACAGCCAUGUACAUUGAAAAUCAAAGUGACUGUGUAUAUUGAAAAUCGGUGAUUGAACCCUGAACAUUACAGUGACGGUUUACAGUGAAUUAACUGUGUAAGGUCCCCAGUAGGAACACCAUUUUCAUUACUGUGUAUUUUGUAGUGUGACUAGGAAUGACUGUGAGUGAAUUAUUACUAUAUAAAUCUUGAGAAAAUUUGAGGAAAUAAAUUAUCUAGGUUUGUAAACUUUUGAUCUCUA